GCUGCCUUUCUGGCUCCCCUGCGGAGCCGCUCGCAGGAGGAGGCAUCCGAGCAGGGGUCCCACUCGCGAGGGCCGAUGGCCCGGGUUGGGGACAAGGCUGGCAGGCAGAGCUUAGGCUAAGGGAAGGGACGCCUUAGAGGGGUGGCCACCCCGGAGCCUGAUGCAGAUGAUCAGAGCCUCAGAGCAACGGAGGAGCGGACCUGGGGGUCUCCUGCGGGGUAUGCAGGGCUGGGAACUGGGGAACCCAGGAUGAGAGGAAAGCCAUAACGCACAGCCAGACGUGCUGCAUGAGGGGCCGCAGGGGCGACCGCAUGACCAUCAACAUCCAGGAGCACAUGGCCAUCAACGUGUGCCCCGGGCCCAUCAGGCCCAUCCGCCAGAUCUCCGACUACUUCCCCCGCAGGGGGCCAGGACCCGAGGGUGGUGGCGGCCGGGGCUGCGGGGAGGCCCCAGCUCAUCUAGCCCCCCUGGCUCUGGCCCCCCCUGCGGCUCUCCUUGGGGCCUCUACACCCGAUGAUGGAGCUGAGGUGGACAGCUAUGACUCGGAUGAUACCACUGCUCUGGGCACACUGGAGUUUGACCUUCUCUAUGAUCAGGCCUCCUGCACGCUUCACUGUAGAAUUCUCAGGGCCAAGGGCCUCAAGCCCAUGGAUUUCAAUGGCCUGGCUGACCCCUAUGUCAAGCUGCACCUCCUGCCAGGAGCCUGCAAGGCUAAUAAGCUAAAAACUAAGACGCAGAGGAACACACUGAAUCCUGUGUGGAAUGAGGAGCUGACAUACAGCGGAAUCACUGAUGAUGACAUCACUCACAAGGUGCUCAGGAUCUCUGUCUGUGAUGAGGACAAGCUGAGCCACAAUGAAUUUAUUGGAGAGAUCCGAGUGCCCCUCCGCCGCCUCAAGCCUUCACAGAAGAAGCAUUUUAACAUCUGUCUUGAGCGGCAGGUUCCGCUUCCUUCACCCUCAUCAAUGUCUGCAGCGCUGAGGGGCAUCUCUUGUUACCUGAAGGAGCUAGAACAGGUGGAGCAGGGACCUGGGCUGCUGGAAGAGCGUGGGCGCAUCCUGCUAAGCCUCAGCUACAGCUCUCAGAGGCGGGGGCUGCUGGUGGGCAUCGUUCGCUGUGCCCACCUGGCUGCCAUGGAUGUCAACGGUUACUCUGACCCUUAUGUGAAGACGUACUUGAGACCAGAUGUGGAUAAAAAAUCCAAGCAUAAAACAUGUGUGAAGAAGAAGACGUUAAACCCGGAAUUUAAUGAGGAAUUUUUCUAUGAGAUGGAGCUCUCCACUCUGGCCACCAAGACUCUGGAAGUCACAGUCUGGGACUAUGACAUUGGCAAAUCCAAUGACUUCAUAGGUGAGGGGAAGAACCCACCAGGUGCUGUUGUGGGAGGCAGGGCAGGAAAAUGGACACUGACUAGGCCUGCCUCGAUUUGCUCUCCAGGCGGUGUGUCCCUGGGGCCAGGAGCCCGAGGAGAGGGAAGGAGACACUGGAGUGACUGUCUCCAGCAGCCAGAUGCAGCCUUGGAGCGCUGGCACACCCUGACCAGCGAGCUGCCCCCAGCAGCUGGGGCACUCCCUUCAGCUUGAGCAGACAGCAGCUGCCCAGCGCAGGCCCCUCAGGCCGGGUCUAGUACCCAACCUUCGCACGAGUGUGUUGCACGUUUACACGGGGUGGGCUGCCCCCUGCCCCGCACUACCUGUCUUAUUUUUGUGAGAGUUUCUGUGACUGUGGGUCUGUCUUCUUGUGAGGGACUGUGGAGAUCUAUAUUCACAUAUGCAAACUUUCUCCUGCCUGACUUGCUGUUACCUGCAAAUAUGCAACCACCCCAGGCACAGGGCAGAGCAGGGAGUCCCCUGCCAGCACUCCUGCCCCACCCCACUACUCCUCUCUAGGCCUCUCCAGGCUGCCUGGCCUCCUGCCCCAUAGGGAGGAGGUUGGAUUAGGGGAGAUUUAGAGGAGUUUCCAAAAGAGAAAAGGACAAGUUAAAAAAAAAAAAAAAAA
This is a messenger RNA of Nannospalax galili (Upper Galilee mountains blind mole rat), 1998 nucleotides long. RefSeq names its product double C2 domain alpha (gene Doc2a). Gene Ontology annotation, cellular component: membrane. Lineage: Eukaryota; Metazoa; Chordata; Mammalia; Rodentia; Spalacidae. The record is from RefSeq and is a predicted model, not a curated record. The coding region runs from base 288 to 1583 and encodes 431 amino acids. The transcript has 10 exons.